AUAAUUUAUUGCCAAAACGACCAGUACAGUUUCAACAAGCAGAUAAUGAAUUUGAAAUUGCUUUAAUAGACGAAGAAAAUGAUACAACCUCAAUAUCUACCUUAUUGCACGAACCUACAAUGAAACAAAUUGACCAAUAUACAAAAUUUCAAUUGCAAAAAAAGUGCAAGGUGUUAUUUCUUCGAACUAGAAAUAAUAAUACGGUAUUAUAUGAAGAAAUAAUUAUUAGAGUUUGCAAAAUCACCAAACUGGACAAAAGGCUAGGAUCUUUAACUAAAGACAUUGAUGGAUGGUAUAAUUUGUAUUGUCACAAAUUUCAUAUUGCGGUAGUAAAGUUGGCAACCGAAUUUAGAUCAAUAAAUGAAAGCUCAAUAAUAAAUAAUACAGAGGAACUAUUAAAAUUAGAUGAAUUUGUUUCGGUCAAAGUAUGGAAACCUGUAUUACAAAUGCAUCUAAGAGCAACUGAUCAAGCAAAAUUAAGACAAAUGCCUAAAAUUUUUACAAAACUUGGUGUUUUUAUACACCAGAUUAUCAAAGCUAUUCUUAUUGCUCAAGACAAUAAUAAGGAUAUACAAAAUAUUAUCAAAAAGUGUGAUGAAUACACUAUCGAUCUGAAAAUCUCUACUAAACUUGGAAUAGUAAAGUUGUUACCAGUGCAAAAACUUUUAGAUUGUUAA
This is a messenger RNA of Racocetra persica, 677 nucleotides long. Lineage: Eukaryota; Fungi; Glomeromycota; Glomeromycetes; Diversisporales; Gigasporaceae. The record is from the annotation of a GenBank genome assembly.